CGUGGAUACACACACACACACACACACACACACACACACACACACAGUACAGCUACGGGACUGAAGCAGUAAAUAUAGCUCAGUAAGUCAGUGGUUCGGGUUACGUUGGUGUUGUAUGUAGAACCGUGGGCGCUCCAGAAAGAACAGAUUUGUGGAACAUACAAAGCGGAUAGGAAGCUACACUGAUUAACUUCACUUAAAUUAAGACUUUAAACUAAAUUUCACCCACUUUAACAAGCGAACAGCGAUUUCAUAAAGAUUUAAAGCGCUAAAAGGAGGAGCGCCGUUAAGUGUGUGGAUUUACUCCAGGAUUUAUCCACAUUUCAUCCACAUUGAUGGAGCGAGUAUUUUCAGUAAUGGAUCUUCAGUCAGCAUUACAGCACCUCUAAUAGAAGGAGAAAGUCGUUGUACCUGUGGGACAGUCGGGUGAAUAAUGCCCAUAGACAGACUGGUAGACAUGGAGGAGAAACUACGCAUUCUGGAGGACCUGAACAUGCUGUAUAUACGGCAGAUUGCUCUCAGUUUACAGGACAGUGACAUCCAAAAGAAGAUUGACCAUGAGAUUCGGAUGCGGGAGGGUGCAUGUAAACUCCUGGCUGCCUGCUCACAGAAGGACCAGGCUCUGGAAGCCUCUAAGAGUCUACUCACCUGCAAUUCUCGCAUCAUGGCCUACAUGUCGGAGCUGCAGCGCAUGAAGGAGGCUCAGGUCAUGCAGCGGGUGGCACGCAGGUCAUCAGAUGCAGGUCCGAUGGAUGACCGGUCGCCAUGUAAAGGAAAAGUUGCCAUUUCAGAUCUUCGAAUUCCUUUGAUGUGGAAAGACACAGAGUACUUCAAAAACAAAGGAGAUCUGCACCGCUGUGCUGUAUUCUGUCUGCUGCAGUUAGGAGGGGAAAUCUGCGACACAGAUAUGGUGAUGGUGGACAGAACCCUUACAGACAUCUGCUUUGACAACACCAUAGUCUUUAAUGAAGCUAGCCCAAGCUUUGAACUCAGACUGGAGCUGUACAGCUGUUGUACAGAGGACGAUUACUCGGCAGGCAACACACCACGCAAACUGGCCAGCAAGCUAAGCUCUUCACUGGGCCGCUCAUCUGGGAAGAAGAUGCGGUCAGCACUAGAGCCCGGAGCCAUUAGCCCCAUUAGCAAUGGAGGCAACUCACAACUGCUGCUGCCUGUACCACCUGUUCCCAGAGGACCCAAGUACCACCUACUGGCUCAUACCACUCUCACACUCUCUCACGUCCAGGACAGCUUUCGCACACAUGACCUCACCAUUACUGGGAAUGAAGAGUGUUCAUACUGGUUGCCACUUUAUGGCAGUGCAUGUUGUCGUCUGGUAGCUCAGCCUCAGUGUAUGACACAACAGAUGAUAAGCGGCUGCCUCAGGGUCAAGCUUGGUGGCGAUCCUCAAGGAUGGACGAAGGUCUAUGGUGUCCUAAAAGGAACAAACCUCUUCUGUUACCACGGGCAAGAGGACAUGGAGGCCAACGUAGAGCCCUUAUUAACAAUCGGCAUUAACAAAGAGACACGGAUACGAGCAGAAAAAGAACCUCAAAGCAAAGCUCAGAGUAUCUGCAUCAGUAACCAGUAUGGAGGAGAUGAGGUAACACACACACUGGUGAUGGACAGUCGGGAGGAAACACAGCGCUGGAUGGAAGCUUUCUGGCAGCAGUUCUUUGAUAUGAGCCAGUGGAAGCAGUGCUGUGACGAUCUGAUGAAGAUAGACCAGCCUUCACCACGCAGGCCUGCAAUGGUCACACCUAAACAGGGCUCUCUCUACCAUGAGAUGGUUAUUGACACAAGCGAUGACAUCAGUGCUGUCACUGACAUCCUGACAAGGCGCAUCGAGGAGUUUGAGCUCCAGUCUCCACCUCACUGGAUGUCCUUAUUUAAGGAGGAGCCUCCUGGGAGCCCCCAAAACCUUCACCAUCGCCCUCCACGUCACUCUCACCAUUCUCCCCACUUUGCCCACUCCCCCAGCCCCUGCUCUCGACGAGCUCACGGUCUGCAGUCUUCCGAGGCUAGCCUCGCAUCGGACAGCUCCAGUCCCUGCAGCUCCAGGCUCUGCUCCCCUCAAUACCCUGCCUCCCCCUCCAGCCGUUUUCGCCCUCGCACACUUUCUCUGGAUGCCAAGUUGUCCACCCUGAGGGGAAGAAGCUACGGAGGUCUUCAGUGCUCGUGCCAGCCUCCAUCUGCAGGCUUACUGCGUCAGCAGGCUCCGCCUCUUUCUUGCUCCAGCUCCACUUCCACCUCCAGCAACAGUUCGAGUGAAGGCAGCAACAGCCAGGAAUCGGAUCUGGGCUUUUCGCGACCGUCCGGAGCUCGGCGCAGCCUGAGAAACCUUCGAGCCAAGCUGGACCCUAGAAACUGGCUGCAGAGUCAUGUUUAGGUUCUUUGGGUUGAGGGAACUCAGAAUGCGGGGAAGAAAUUCUAACAUGCUCACUUCGCCCACAAAGAAAGACAAGCUUUUCCCAAGUAACCCAUUAAAAUUGCAUAUAAACAUGGAUGUUACAGCCCUGCCUGUUUUAUUUAGACUCACUUCAAGAAUGGUGAUGGACAGACUAAAGCUUAUGGGAGAUUUCGGCUCUGUUAGGUCAGAACUUUGAAGAUAGAGUGUUAUUUAUACACCACUCAGAGUACAUGCAGUGGAUUUAUCCAAAAUCCAGUGAUUCAUGACUUCAAACUGGAGAGUGCAGUAUUUCAAAUGGGAUCAUCUGUGAGUUCUUUGUCAGUCUUAACUAGAAGAUUUACAGUUUCUCGAAACCUUGCUGGCUACUUGCGAAAAAUGUAAUAAUUUUCUUAAUCAACCUACCAUUAGCACUAUCUGCCACAGCUGUAGCGUAUCAGCACAAAUUUAAACAAGAACCAGAAAAGGUUUCCCUGUACGUAAAGUAAAACUGAAAGGAAUGUCUCAAAGUAAAUGUUCUUUUUGUCUAAUACAGAAUUAUUAAAGCUCUAAGUAUUGGCCGAUAUCUGUUACUGAACUACUACUACUGAUGUCCUUUAAGUUAACUGAUUCUCUGCGAGCAAAGCAUCAAAGGUGUGAUGUUAAGAUGCACCUGUGUAAUACAGUCUUAAAGACAACAAGAAGUCGGGUGAAAUAUAUAAAUAUUGUUGUUACAUAUGCCUGUAGUCAUAAUCUGCAGCCCAUCCCAGCCUCUCAAUGGGCGCAAGGCACACAGCAAUAUUUUACCCGGACGGGACGCCAGCCCAUCGCAGGGCAGACACACACACACACCCAUUCACUUAUAACCAGACUGCAUGUUUUUGGACUGUGGGAGGAAACCAGAGCGCCCGGAGGAAACCCACGCAGACACGGGAGAACAUGCAAACCCAGAACCUUCUUGCUGUGAGGCGACAGUGCUACCCACUAAGCCACCGUGCCGCCCUUAUAUUUAAUAUUUCAAAAUUAAACAGAAUCAUUACCCUUUUUUUGUUCAGUUUUAAUUAUACAUUGAGUUUUAAUUGUUGUUAUUAUUUUUUUACAAUGUAAAUUUAAAAUUAAAAAAUCUAAUUAGAUCUAUUGUUCAGACCAUGAUUCUGAAGUAGUGUUUGCACGUGAACAAUAAAUGAAUAAGACCAUUUUUGCAAGAGGGCCUGGGCACACAUAAGUGGUUGAGAAUCCAUUUACUUAUUUAUUUAAUUAACAUUUAAAGCCUGCAUUUAAAAAAAAAUUCUGAGCUUUUAGCCACACCAACAUUUUAAGAAUCUUGGAAAUUUGACUAGUUUUGUUUACUGAGUUUUGUCUAGCUACUUAUUAAUCAAACAUUUUAAGAUAAAAGCUAAUUACAAAGAGAUAUUCUAUGUGAAAAAUGAAUAGAUCACUACCUAAAAUGAAGGUAGAUAAGAGAAUGGUGUAGAUUAAUAUUUCUAUUUGCCUACACGUGUUUUAAUCCAUCUUGAAGAAAUCAUUGAAAAUAUGAUCAAUGGUUAGAUGACAAAUGCACAGAACAGUGGCUGAUCUAGUGAAUCCAGUAUAUCUGCUUUCAGUUUUACCUGAUGGUUUUUGUUGGUAAAAAGGUGUGGAAACCCACCUGUAUCUGAUUUGCUGUUCUCAUCAUAAAGGCUUAAAUGCUUGCAGUCUUUUGAUACAGUAAUACAGUAACAGCUGCAGUACAGAAACAAUAAUGUACAAUAACAGUAAUAUGAAAAUCAUGAUUAGUUAAAAUGUAUUGUACUGUUUCUACAUUUUUGGUGUUUACUGUUUACAGUAAAUAUUAGCAUGUCAGGUUUAGCUACUCCAUUUUAAAAUAUAUUAAAAAUGACACUGUAUUACAAACUGAGGCGGGACUAUUGUGUAAUAACGCUUGUCUUUGCUAAUUAUGAGCCGACUUGUUCUUUAAUCUGUAAAUUCAUUCAGGCAAAGUUACCUGUUGUAAAGUUUUGUAAAUUAACAUGUUUGUUGCCUUUGUUAAAACUGUAUUAUACCAUUUUCAUUUUUGUUAUAAAAGCAGCUAUAUUAAGAUACAGUAACAGUCCUAAUACAUAACAUAGAAUGGUAAUAUAGAAAUGAAGUGUGUUCUGUCAGCAGGCUGUCUGCAUGCACGUUAUAUUUAGAAAGUAUCUAAUUUAGCAUGUACCGUAGAAUAACAAUUUUUCAAAUGAUUAAAAACAACCCUCAAUAA
Trichomycterus rosablanca is the source of this 4625-nucleotide messenger RNA. RefSeq names its product rhotekin a (gene rtkna). The transcript is spliced from 12 exons. The record is from RefSeq and is a predicted model, not a curated record. Gene Ontology annotation, biological process: actomyosin contractile ring assembly; septin ring organization; signal transduction. The coding region runs from base 434 to 2389 and encodes 651 amino acids. Gene Ontology annotation, cellular component: actomyosin contractile ring. Lineage: Eukaryota; Metazoa; Chordata; Actinopteri; Siluriformes; Trichomycteridae.